Suillus plorans is the source of this 1032-nucleotide messenger RNA. RefSeq lists its product as uncharacterized. Gene Ontology annotation, cellular component: endoplasmic reticulum membrane. Gene Ontology annotation, biological process: lipid droplet organization; lipid storage. Lineage: Eukaryota; Fungi; Basidiomycota; Agaricomycetes; Boletales; Suillaceae. The record is from RefSeq and is a predicted model, not a curated record. Bases 1 to 1032 code for a protein of 343 amino acids. The transcript has 5 exons.
AUGGCUUCAUCGACACCAACUGCCAAGGUCGAGCCUGAGGACUCCAAGUCCUUCUCCUAUGAAGGGCAGCAUGAAGAGUAUUCUUGGCUCGAAAAUGCCAUAUCUAGUGCCAUUCGGUUCAUCAUGAACCUCUUUCGCCCAGUAGCACCUCAGCUGAUUCCAUUAUUCGUAUGUCUUGCGUUAAUUCCAGUUAUCAUACUUUUCUCCCUUUUUUCUGGCUGGUACGUUUGGAAGAAUGUCGCUGUAGGUUGGGAGUCUCCUCUGUAUCUGCAAUAUGGCGAUGGUACUUCGCCGUAUGCUGAGAUAUCGUUACCAUCUCUGGUACCUAGCCAACUCUAUGAUAUCUCCAUGCACCUCGUUAUACCAGCAUCAGAGGCAAAUUUUGCCCUAGGGAACUUCAUGACUACUUUGACGCUCUCGACGUCUUCUAAUAGAACCUUGACAUCAAUUAGGAAGCCAGCUAUAGUUCUACCACCUACAAAAAGCCGAGUAUGGUCGUCGCCCAAAUUAGUCAACCUUGACAUUCUCUUCCUUGAGUCGCACGCACCCGGCGCGUCUCGCGUUAUCGCCAGAGUGGAAUUGGGGCGCAGGGAUGGAUGGAGGGCCCUUGGUAAUGGUGAAGGGCGAGAGUUAAGUGUUUUUUCUGCAUUCCUGAGAGGGGCCGUCAAGCACCACGGAAUUCGGGGGCUUGUGACACGCUUCCCAGUCACUUUUGCUAUUGUAUCAUCUGCCACUUUUCUCGUGAUAUCUCUUCUUGUGCUUGCGUCAUGCAUACUUCCCGCAAUUCAGUGGCGCUUCGCAAGUGAGGACGACGGAUCUGGUGAGCUGACCGAAGAAACCGCCAAAGAGCGCAUAUAUCGCAAGAGGCGGCAAAGGAGAAAGUUAUCCCCAAAGAAUGAAACCGAUUCGCCAAGCGAAUACAAAACAGAGGAUGUACCGAUUGAUAUGCCUCCUGUGGUUACGUUCUCUGAACAACCAUUGCGCCGGCGUCGCUCAAGAGCCUCAAAUGUUUUAUACGAUUCUGAACCUUAA